Arabidopsis thaliana (thale cress) is the source of this 1676-nucleotide messenger RNA. It is a transcript of the gene LZF1, whose product is annotated as light-regulated zinc finger protein 1. Gene Ontology annotation, cellular component: nucleus. Gene Ontology annotation, biological process: regulation of DNA-templated transcription. The record is from RefSeq and is marked reviewed. The transcript is spliced from 3 exons. Gene Ontology annotation, molecular function: zinc ion binding. The coding region runs from base 508 to 1407 and encodes 299 amino acids. Lineage: Eukaryota; Viridiplantae; Streptophyta; Magnoliopsida; Brassicales; Brassicaceae.
AGACGGUCUCCUGCAAUUAAGACACUUGUAUUUAGAUUUUUCACGUGUCUAUCCAUUGUUCACUCAUAUACUAUAGUCUAAAAAUAAAUAUCUCCUUUUAACGCCUUCAUAUUUCUAAAUCUACCCCACCACUUUCAAAUAGUGCACUGAGACCCUCUCUUUUUUUUUUGAUAAGAAAUCUUCCUAAAAUUACCACUAUUUAUUAUUUUACUAAUAUAAAUGAUAUUUUCCAACAACGACUUAUCUAGAAAUCCAAAUGAUUCAACUAAUUUUAUUUAGUCAGAAAUUAUAAAUAAUCACAUUUUCCGAUGACAAAUAAAAAUCAAAGAAGUUGACAACAACAACAAAAAAUCCAAAGAGAAAACGUAUGAGUUGCUUAAACCAUAAACCUCAAGCUCAAAAUUUUAUCAACCUUAUAAAGUUUCGUUUUCUCGAGAUUUUGAAUCUUUUCAGCUAAAAAAGAUCACAGCUUUUUGCGUUUUCUGGAUGAGUUUGAGAUAAGAGAAGAUGAAGAUUCAGUGUAACGUUUGUGAGGCGGCGGAAGCGACGGUUCUAUGUUGCGCCGACGAGGCUGCUCUUUGUUGGGCUUGCGAUGAGAAAAUUCACGCCGCUAAUAAACUCGCCGGAAAACAUCAGAGAGUCCCUCUCUCUGCCUCUGCCUCUUCCAUACCCAAAUGUGACAUUUGUCAGGAAGCAUCUGGAUUCUUCUUUUGUCUGCAAGAUAGAGCUUUGCUAUGUAGGAAAUGUGAUGUUGCAAUCCACACUGUGAAUCCUCAUGUUUCAGCUCACCAGAGAUUUCUUCUCACUGGAAUCAAAGUUGGUCUUGAAUCUAUAGACACUGGUCCUUCUACUAAAUCCUCACCUACCAAUGAUGAUAAAACCAUGGAGACCAAACCUUUUGUUCAAUCUAUACCUGAGCCUCAAAAGAUGGCCUUCGAUCAUCAUCAUCACCAGCAGCAGCAGGAACAGCAGGAAGGAGUUAUACCGGGAACUAAAGUCAAUGAUCAGACAUCGACAAAGCUUCCUCUCGUAAGUAGCGGAUCAACUACUGGAAGCAUUCCUCAGUGGCAAAUAGAGGAGAUUUUCGGGCUAACCGACUUUGAUCAGAGCUAUGAAUACAUGGAGAAUAAUGGAUCAUCUAAGGCGGAUACUAGUAGACGAGGAGAUUCAGACAGUUCUUCGAUGAUGAGAUCUGCAGAAGAAGAUGGAGAAGAUAACAAUAACUGCUUGGGAGGUGAGACAUCAUGGGCGGUUCCACAGAUUCAGUCUCCACCUACAGCGUCUGGUCUAAACUGGCCUAAGCAUUUUCACCACCACUCUGUGUUUGUUCCGGACAUAACUUCUUCAACUCCUUAUACCGGUUCAUCCCCGAAUCAAAGGGUUGGGAAACGGCGGCGACGGUUCUAGCAUUUGUAAUUAUCUUUUAGCCGCUUGAGAAAAGAGAUUGGCAGCUUUCUCAGUAGAUGUAAGAUCACAUAAAUGAUUUGGAAACUUGUAAUGUAGUGAUCUGUGAGAGUCGGUGUUCUUUGUUAGCUGAAAAAACAAAAAGAUGUUUAUUUGGUUGAAGAUUAUAAGGGGUUAAAUUACUAAGUUAUCAAUUUGGCUUAACAUGAUUUUUCAAAAGGUGUCUGUUCUAUUUUGCGUCAUGCUUAAUCAUCUUGUUUACUAUCCCUGGG